This is a messenger RNA of Centropristis striata (black sea bass), 1837 nucleotides long. Its product is annotated as solute carrier family 22 member 7-like. NCBI's taxonomy places the organism in Eukaryota, Metazoa, Chordata, Actinopteri, Perciformes, Serranidae. The transcript has 11 exons. Gene Ontology annotation, cellular component: membrane. The coding region runs from base 153 to 1811 and encodes 552 amino acids. Gene Ontology annotation, biological process: transmembrane transport. Gene Ontology annotation, molecular function: transmembrane transporter activity. The record is from RefSeq and is a predicted model, not a curated record.
UAGAAAUAUAGUACAUUUCAGAAAUUGGUAGGUAGACCUUCUGUAAACUUUUGCUCACCACAGAGAAUCUGCAGAAACAGAGUGAAGUUGUGCAGCUAACACAGCAUCAAUCCUGUGCAGUUAUCUAUGCAGAGGCUGUUAGCAGGGUGAAGAUGAAGUUCGAGAAUAUCCUAGAGGAAAUCGACGGUUUCGGUCCUUUUCAAAUCGUCAUCAUCAUCCUGCUGUGCGCCCCGAGGAUAGUUCUACCCUGUCACUUCCUCCUGAAUAACUUCAUCGCAGCGUUGCCUCCUCACCGCUGCGACAUCAGCACCCUGGGUGGUGAUGGAGGACUCUUCAGAAAUCUAACUCCGGAGCAGAGACUGACUGUCAGCCUACCUGUAAAAGCAGACGGGGUCCCAAAGUCCUGUGAGAUGUUUGCAGAGCCUCAGUUUCAGCUCUUAGCCAACAGCUCUGGCAGCGCUGACCUGCAGACCGUUCAGUGUCAGAGUGGAUGGGUUUAUGACAACUCCACCUUCACCUCCACUCUGGCAACAGAGUGGGAUCUUGUGUGUGACAGAAAAAGCCUGUUAAAAACCACAAGCACUAUCUUCUUUUUUGGAGUGAUGAUGGGGGCCAUAGCUUUCGGAUUUCUCUGUGAUAAGUAUGGGAGGAAAAACACUCUUCUGGCCUCUUACAUCAUGGCCAUGGUGUUCGGUUUCUCCAGCGCGUUUGCAAACUCCUAUGUUCUGUUUGCAGUGCUGAGAUUUCUCACUGGGUUUGGACUGACAGGAAUCAGCAUCAACUCAGUCGUUCUCAGCAUUGAGUGGGUGGACACAGGCCACAGGUCGUUCAUCGGUGUGAUCGGCAGCCUGGCCUGGUCUGCAGGUAACAUGCUGCUGGCUGGGUUUGCCUUCCUGGUCAAUGACUGGCGGACGCUGAUCAUGGCGGUCACGGCCCCACUGGGCUUUGCAGUUUUGACCUGGUGGUGGAUCCCUGAAUCUGCUCGCUGGCUUUUAGCUCACGGUCGAGUGGACAGGGCCCAGUAUUACCUCGACAAAUGUGCCAAGUUUAACAAAAGGCAAAAAGUGUCAUCCAAAUUUAAACUGGAGACUCUCUCCAACAUACAAAUCCUGGAAAAACAGGACAAAAACUACACAUACCUUGACCUAAUCAAGACCCCGAAGAUGAGACGGUUAACUCUGCUGACUGGGAUUGUGUGGUAUGGAGUUGCCUCCACAUAUUAUGGGAUCAGUCUGAACAUCAGUGGAUUCGGUUUGAACAUGUAUCUCACACACUUCAUCUAUGCUGCCAUCGAAGUCCCCGCCAAGCUGAUGGUCUACUGGUUUCUUAACGUCAUCGGACGGAGGAAAUGCCAAGCGGGCACGCUGUUACUGACAGGAACGUGCAUCGUCAUAAACAUCUUUUUACCACAAGGUCUGUGGCAUGUGCGUGCUGUUGUCGCCAUCCUUGGAAAAGGCCUAUCAGAAGCUUCCUUCACGACGAUCUUCCUCUACACAACAGAGCUCUACCCUACAGUGGUCAGACAAAAUGGCCUGGGCUACACCAGCUUCAUGAGUCGUCUGGGAGUAUCCGUGGCUCCUCUCAUCCUGCUGCUGGAGGACGUGUGGACUCCUCUUCCUCAGAUCAUCAUCUGCUCUUUGGCCUUCCUGUCCGGCCUGGUGGCUCUGCUGCUGCCAGAGACUCUGAGUGUGAGGCUGCCAGAGACUGUUGACGAUAUAGAAAAGCCAAGAGGAAACGAAGUCUCCUCUCCCUCCGUGGAGCUUUCUGGUGUUUUCCUGGAAUCAAAGAGCAAAACAGACAGUUCACAGUGAACUUACUGACUUUUGCAAAUGUAAAC